AUGGCCUCUACCGAGCAGCCCAAUGGUACCCACUUUCCCUCUCUACCUCACAAUAUCUCAGCACAAGAGGGUAGGAUAGAGCCGGCAUCGGAUAGCCGGCUAGCUCUGUCCUUGACACCUCCCCUCCAGCCUACGUCAUCCGAGGAUGCUAACUCCGCCCACCCACAAGGCCGAACCUCCAUCGCCCGUGAAACCGUCGUCCCGGCCUGGAACGCCCAGGCUCUCCUUGCCCCUCGCAAAGUCGCGGCCCUCUCGUCUCAACCACAACAACUCCCCCCCAGACGCGACGUACCGAAGCCCAAGUCUCAUCUCCCAUCGGCUCCGCCCCUCAGCUCCAAUGGUGACGGCCUCGUUUUCCAGUUCGCCAGUCCUUCCGCCAGCGACCCGCUUUCGUCUAACCUGCCUUCCACCUCAUCCACACCCGUGACCGACGCACCUUCCACUCCGAUUACCCAAAAUCAACCAUCUGGUUUGGGAGGUAUGAUAGAGCGUAUCAACGCCGUACAAGAUCGAGCCUCGGCACCUGUUGUCAAGCGCCGGAAGCUGGACACGCCCGAAAGCGACGUCCUCCCCCCCGCAGACAAUAAGAAGACUAUGACAUCCGGUGGUACAGGUGUUCUUGGCGCCUACGUCAAAGAAAGGCGUGACGAGGGCAAGCAGGACAGCUCGGCCAGGGGAACCCAAACGGUCGACUUGACAGAAGGAGAUGACAUAGAAGUUGUUCGAGAUCCCGGCUCGGAGGAAGUCUGCUACGGGAUGCUUGGCGGCACCCUCCAGUGCCAUACCGUUCCGUCCGCUAGGCCCGGCGCCAAGAGCAUUUUUGGGGACGGCUGGUAUCCCCAUGUCAAAGUCGUUCUGAAAAGGCUCGCCGGUGAUAGGACGCUGCGGCUCCAGGCUUAUGAUUUCACCCGGGAGAUCAUCGGCAACGUCGAUGAAAGGACCGCCGAGGCUCUUGUGCCGCUGCUCGAUGCCAACAUCCGUGUCCGAACCGACUGUCGCAUCCCGGCACGAAAAGGAUUGCCCAACGAGGAACCCGGGAAACCGACCUCCAAGGCUUACCCACUUGAAAUCAUCCUCUAUGGACCGAUGCAAUUCGCGAAGGCCAUUGGAGGUCACUUACUCGCCCGCUCGAUGAACCUGCGUCACCCUAACAGAGUUGACAAGGGCAUCAAGUACAUGAAUCCCCAGGCAGGCGCCAACGACCGCCCUGCUGCCAGGAAGCCUGUCGUCGUACAACAUGUACAUGGCCACCACGGAUAUACACCUGGCACCAAUAUUACUCCCCGGACCGUGGAGGAGAUUCGCUCCGAUGUUCUGGGCGUGUUUGAUUCUCUCGGAAAGACCGACGACCUCCCCGAACAGGAGCCGCCGGCCAUGAUCGUCACGCCGCUACUAAAACACCAGAAGCAAGGCCUCUACUUCAUGUCUCACAAGGAGACUACUUUGACACCCGAAGAGCGGCUCAGGAGCUCGUACUAUCGGAUCCGGACGGGUCCUCACGGCGAGAAGGUGUUUUACAACGUGGUGACGGCACAUGCCGAACGUCGUCUGCCCCCUCAGACUCGUGGCGGCAUUCUAGCCGACAUGAUGGGUCUGGGCAAGACUCUAACCGUCCUCGCCCUGGUUUGCUCCUCACUUGACCAGGCGCGACAAUGGGCAGGUGUGCCUCCCGUUCAGCCAGAAACGCCGCCUCUUAAAAAUGGUUCGUCAGCGUCCAACAACUCGAGUCUCGGCCUCACCCAGUUGAAAAGGAACGCGAAGACGACGCUCUUGGUCUGCCCGCUGAGCACCGUGACGAACUGGGAAGAGCAAAUAAAGCAGCAUAUCGCCCCGGGGUCCCUGAGCUACUAUGUCUACCACGGCUCCAGUCGCAUCAAGGACAUCGGGAGGCUGGCUCAGUACGACUUGGUCAUCACUACGUACGGUUCCGUCUCGAGCGAACUCAGUGCACGCAGCAAACGCAAGGCGGGCCAGUAUCCGAUCGAGGAGAUUGGUUGGUUUCGCAUUGUGCUUGACGAAGCGCAUAUGAUCCGCGAAGUCAACACGUUGCAGUUCAAGGCGGUGGUGCGCCUCCAGGCGAGCCGAAGAUGGUCCGUCACGGGCACGCCGGUGCAAAACCGGCUAGACGACUUGGCGGCAUUGCUGCAGUUUCUCCGGCUGAAGCCUUUCGACGAUCGCAACAAGUUCAACAGGUUCAUCAUCGACCCUUUCAAGAACUACGAUGCAGAGAUCAUCCCCAAGCUCCGCAUCCUCGUCGACACCAUCACGCUCCGGCGACUCAAAGACAAGAUUGACCUCCCGCCUCGCACGGACGAAAUCAUCAAGCUCGACUUCACGCCAGAGGAGCGCCAGGUGUACGAUUUGUUCGAGAAGAAUGCCCAAGAUCGUGUCAAGGUCCUUGCUGGUGACGGGACCGGGGUGGGCAAAGCCCUGGGCGGACACACCUACAUCCAUAUCUUGCGGUCCAUUCUUCGUCUUCGUCUCCUGUGCGCGCACGGCAAAGAUCUACUCAACGGAGAGGAUCUGGAGGCCCUGCAAGGCAUGACGGCGGACAUGGCUAUUGACCUUGAUAGUGACGAGGAAGAUGACACCAAGCCAGCUAUGAGUGACCGCCAGGCUUACGAGAUGUUCGAGCUGAUGCAGGACACCAACACGGACGCGUGCUCCGUUUGCGCGAGGAAGCUCGGCUCUAGCGAUUCCGAUAGCAUCGAGUCGGAGGGGCAAGAGGAUCUCCUGGGCUACAUGACGCGCUGCUUUCACGUCAUCUGCAGCUCCAGUGCUUGCCUCAAGUCGGUGAAGGCACGGGCCGAUGCCUCGCCGGGCCAGUGUCCGAUCUGUCAGAACGGCGUCACGUUCCAGUACGUCGAGCUUCGGCGGACGCGCGCCAACGCCGAACACGACGGCCAUAUCAAAAAGGCGAAGACGUCGAGAAACGGCAAGCGCGUGUUUGACAAGUAUGAAGGACCACACACCAAGACGAGGGCGCUCAUCGAAGACCUCCUCCAAACCAAGGCAGAAACCGCAUCGAAGCCGGAGGAGGCCACGUACAAGUCGGUUGUAUUCUCCACGUGGACGUCACAUCUGGACCUGAUACAGAUGGGUCUCGACAGCGCGGGAAUCACGUAUACGCGUCUCGACGGCACCAUGUCGCGCACGGCGCGGACUGCGGCGAUGGACAAGUUCCGGGAGGAUCCAUCGGUUGAGGUCAUUUUGGUCUCCAUCACGGCGGGCGGACUCGGUCUCAACUUGACGGCGGCAAACAAUGUGUAUGUGAUGGAGCCGCAGUACAACCCGGCGGCAGAGGCACAGGCGAUCGACCGGGUCCACAGGUUGGGGCAGAAGCGACCUGUGCGGACUGUGCGUUACAUUAUGCGGAACAGCUUCGAAGAGAAGAUGCUGGAGCUGCAGGAUAAGAAGAAGAAGCUUGCCAGUCUCAGCAUGGACGGCAAGGACCGAGUGCUUGAGAGGGGUGACGCCGCACGACAGAGGUUGAUGGAUCUUCGCAGUCUCUUCAAGUAG
Molecule: messenger RNA, 3519 nt
Organism: Sodiomyces alkalinus F11
Lineage: Eukaryota; Fungi; Ascomycota; Sordariomycetes; Glomerellales; Plectosphaerellaceae
Product: SNF2 family domain-containing protein
Exons: 2
Coding region: 1-3519 (1172 amino acids)
Molecular function (GO): ATP binding; ATP-dependent chromatin remodeler activity
Source: RefSeq, a predicted model, not a curated record